AUGUCACAAGAGCGGCCAACGGAGCCGGCUCUGCCACCCCGAAGCCCCAUCAUCCACAAUAUCGCUCUUGCGGGAGCCAUCAUCACACCGCUGGUCAUGCUCUUACCGCCAAGGAAGAUGGACAUACGGUUCUUCGUGCUGGCAGGAACGUUUUCCCUCGCCACCAACCAGCUCGCAUACGAAUACACCGGCCAGUCGAUAUAUGGACGAUUCGGCAACCGAGUCGGCAACGUCUUUGACAACAGCCUGCCAGAGGGCGCGAGGAAAACACAGCUCCUCCUGAGGGAGCAGAAAGAGAAGGAGGCCGCAGAGAAACAACGACAAAUGCAAGAGAAGAACAAGACUGCUGGCAUGGUGAAGGAUAUCUGGAUGGGAGGCGAGUCGGAGGACUGGCAGGAGAAGCGUGCGGAGGAGCAUCGGAAGAGCAUGGAAGAGGGCAAGGGGCUGAGCGGGAUUAUCUUUGAACAGAUUGCGGAUGUAUGGAAUGGGAACUAUGGGAAGAAGGCGGCCAAGAAAGAAGAGGACGCCACAGCAAGCAACAAGUCGGAAAAGAAGUGA
Molecule: messenger RNA, 558 nt
Organism: Metarhizium robertsii ARSEF 23
Lineage: Eukaryota; Fungi; Ascomycota; Sordariomycetes; Hypocreales; Clavicipitaceae
Exons: 1
Coding region: 1-558 (185 amino acids)
Source: RefSeq, a predicted model, not a curated record